AUGCUAGCCGAAGAUUCACCUUUCUACAUUGACAUAAAUAGGAAACCGACUGGGGAUUCGUGGUAUGUGUCACAACCCAUGGGUAAAACCACUCUAAGAAACAUAAUAAAGUUGAUGUGUGAGGAAGCUGGUAUAGAAGCCCUAAAGGCGGAUCUAAAGGCCUGCAGUACUCAAGGCCGAGUGUGUCAGACUUCUAGUAUUUCUGUGAGAUAUAAAGUGAAACUUGAGUUUGAUAAUAAGAAAACAGAUUCAGAACUUUCAGGAAUGUACAAAGCUUACUCCUUAACUGAGUGUGCCGCCAUGUGUCAGGGCAGCUGUGUCAUCUUUGGAUACAAUCCUGUAAUGAAGAAGUGCCGUGCCCACAAGGAGAUCUUCACGAGUGAUACAUCUGAGGAGACUGGCUGGAGAUACUACUCUAUUUUUCUUCCUGUGGAUUGUAAGGAACUUCGUGAGAAUGGUUACACUAAUACAGGUGUGUACGAAAUUUAUCCCUUUCAGACCGGCUUCAGUCCAGUCAAAGUUUACUGUGAUAUGAAGACAAUGGACGGAGGAUGGACGGCCAUCCAGAAACGAGUUGAUGGAUCCGUGGACUUUGACAGGACUUGGGCAGAAUGUAAGAUUGGUUUUGGUAAACCGGAACAGGAAGUAUGGAUCGGAAAUGACUUAAUCCAUCAGUUAACAAAGGGACAGAACUCGUACCUCUAUGUUUCCAUCACACUGGAUUUAAAUACUGGAAACACUGGGCGUGAUCUGUCAGGGAUGUACUUCACCACCUCAGAUAGAGACAAUGACCGAUAUGAGGGGGCAAACUGUGCUGUCCACACUGGAGGGGGAGGAUGGUGGUUCAAUUCCUGUCACUUCGCCUUCCUUAAUCAUCGCUGGUCUAUGUCAGGGGGUACUUAUCUCUGGCAUCCUACUGUUAGAUAUGCCAACUAUGCUAGCGCAGUAAUGAUGCUGAUCAAACGCCACUAG
Molecule: messenger RNA, 972 nt
Organism: Saccostrea echinata
Lineage: Eukaryota; Metazoa; Mollusca; Bivalvia; Ostreida; Ostreidae
Product: techylectin-5B-like
Exons: 7
Coding region: 1-972 (323 amino acids)
Source: RefSeq, a predicted model, not a curated record